This is a messenger RNA of Arabidopsis lyrata subsp. lyrata, 3706 nucleotides long. Its product is annotated as synaptotagmin-3. The record is from RefSeq and is a predicted model, not a curated record. The transcript has 13 exons. Bases 1328 to 3358 code for a protein of 676 amino acids. Lineage: Eukaryota; Viridiplantae; Streptophyta; Magnoliopsida; Brassicales; Brassicaceae. Gene Ontology annotation, molecular function: lipid binding.
GUGGUAAGAGUGCGAUUUUGACUGCUCUAUGUGUUGCCUUUAGAUGUCGAGCCAGGGGAACUCAGCGCGCCGCUACGCUAAAAGAUUUCAUUAAAACUGGAUGCAGUUAUGCCCUUGUUCAUGUCGAACUGAAAAACCAAGGAGAGGAUGCUUUUAAGCCUGAAAUAUAUGGUGAUACUCUGAUUAUUGAACGCAGGAUAUCUGAUUCUACUAGUUUAACGGUUCUCAAGGAUCAUCAAGAAAAAUAUCAAGCCGAAGAGAGGAGCUACGGCAACUUGUUGAACAUUAUAAUGUGAGCUUUUCUCUUUGCAAGAUUAAAAAUUGAUGUUGAGAAUCCCUGUGUGAUAAUGAGUCAAGACAAGAGCAGGGAGUUCUUACAUUCUGGAAACGACAAAGACAAAUUCAAGUUCUUUUAUAAAGCAACCCUUCUUCAGCAAGUCGAUGAUCUUCUUCAAAGUAUUGGCAUUAAGUUGAAAUCUGCAAAUGCUCUUAUGGAUGAGAUGGAGAAGACCAUAAAACCAAUAGAAAAGGAGAUCAGUGAAUUGCUUGAAAAGAUAAAGAAUAUGGAACAUGUUGAAGAAAUAACUCAACAGGUUCUGCAUCUGAAAAAUAAGCUAGCUUGGUCAUGGCUCAUGGGUAUAUGAUGUGGAUAGGCAGCUCAAGGAGCAGAAUGAGAAGAUCGUGAAACACUCAGAGAACGAGUGCCUACUUGUCAAAAUAAAAUUGAUCGGAAACUGGUAAGUAAUAUGUUUCUAUUACCUCAAAUUUAGACUGCUAUGCACAGGGUGCAUGACUUGUCUAGCUUUCUCUCGGAUACUCUAACACUGAAGUUUGGUAGUUGUAUCAAAUAGAGAAUGUUGAACUUUGGUAGAAGAUCGGAGAAGUGAGGACUAAGCAAUGGAUCUGCUUGAGAUGAAGAAACUGUAAUGGAAGAUCGAGCAACGUUUUGAGCUGAUGAAACAUGAGAAUUGACAAAGUAUAAGCAAAAGACAAGUUUGAUUUUUUCCAGUUUUUCAAAUUUCAAAGGAACCAAACCGAAUUAAACCAAAAUUCCCAUUCAAUUGAACCGAACUGACUCUGAAUCAGUCGGUUUAGUUUCUAUUUAUUUAUUUUUGAUAGCCGUAGAGGGAGACGAAGGUUCGAUACACGUGUCGAACAGUCUAAAGAAAGAAACACUAGGAAGAAGAAAAGAAAAUGAACUUCUUCUUCUGCAAUUUUCUAACUUUUGUUAGCUUCUACAAAUUUUGCAACGAGCCAUUGGAGAAGACGGUUCUUGCUCUACAGUUAUGCGUUAUUUUUAUUCUUCUUUGUCGGAUACGAUUCAUAGAUGAUUCCGCAAUCUUCUUUUUCAAGUUUUGAUUUCCGGUUACCUGUUGAUGUGUCUCGUCCUCUGCUCUGUCCAUGCUCUUAUGAGCUCCGCGCGGUUGUGUCUCCAAGGAGUCGGGUUCUUCGUCGGAACUUCAAAGUUUUGAACUUUCGGUUAGUUUCCUGCGGAGUUCGUGGCGAUUCGAAAAACCUAAGAUUGACGGAUUCUAGUAGAAAGGCUGCAAAUAGGUUUCUUUUUUCUAGGUUUUCAAAUGAAUUCAAAGUCGAGGAAACUUCGCAAGAGUCUCUGAUUCAUGAUGACCAAAACAAUUAUAGUAAUUUUAGGGAAGAUCCGAUAGUGGAUAAGCUUAGGACCCAAUUGGGUGUAAUCCAUCCACUUCCGUCACCACCCCUAAAUCGUACUGUGAUUGGUCUAUUCGUCUUCUUCUUUUUCGUUGGUGUUGCUUUUGAUAAGCUAUGGACGUGGAGACAAACGGGUGGAGAUGGAGGGCAAAGAGGAUUAGGGCCAUGGCCACAGGUUCCCACCAGCUUCUCUUUGUUCCUAGAGAAGGACUUGCAAAGGAAAGAGUCUGUGGAGUGGGUCAACAUGGUGUUGGGGAAGCUCUGGAAAGUGUAUAGAGCUGGGAUUGAGAAUUGGCUCGUUGGUUUGUUGCAGCCAGUGAUUGAUGACUUGAAGAAGCCUGAUUAUGUGCAGAGAGUUGAAAUUAAGCAGUUUUCUUUAGGGGAUGAGCCUUUGUCUGUCAGAAAUGUUGAGAGGAGGACAUCUCGCCGUGCCAAUGACUUGCAGUACCAAAUUGGCCUUAGGUAUACUGGUGGUGCCCGCAUGUUGUUAAUGCUCUCUUUGAAAUUCGGAAUUAUCCCAAUCGUUGUUCCAGUUGGUGUCCGGGAUUUUGACAUUGAUGGUGAGCUUUGGGUCAAACUAAGAUUAAUACCGACACAGCCUUGGGUGGGAGCUGUAUCAUGUUCGUUUGUAUCACUUCCAAAGGUCACAUUUCAACUCGCAGCAUUCAGAUUGUUUAAUCUAAUGGGAAUUCCCGUUCUAUCAAUGUUCUUGACCAAACUGCUGACGGAGGAUUUGCCUCGAUUAUUUGUCCGACCAAAGAAAAUUGUCUUGGAUUUUCAAAAAGGAAAAGCUGUUGGCCCUGUUUCAGAAGACCUGAAAUCAGGGGAAAUGCAGGAAGGCAAUAAGGAUUUUGUCGGGGAACUAUCUGUCACUCUUGUAGACGCUCAGAAUCUUCGUUACAUGUUCUCUGGUAAAACGGAUCCAUAUGCAAUUCUCAGAUUAGGUGAUCAAGUUAUCCGUAGUAAAAGGAACAGUCAAACUACUGUCAUUGGGGCUCCUGGUCAGCCAAUUUGGAAUCAGGACUUUCAAUUCCUUGUUUCAAAUCCUAGAGAGCAAAUAUUACAAAUUGAGGUCAAUGAUCGUCUUGGGUUUGCUGAUAUGGCUAUUGGUACUGGAGAGGUUGAUCUCAGAUUUCUGCAAGAUACGGUUCCUACAGACAGAAUUGUGGUUUUGCAUGGUGGUUGGAGUUUGUUUGGAAAGGGAUCUGCAGGUGAGAUACUGCUACGGCUUACAUACAAAGCAUAUGUGGAGGAGGAAGAAGAUGACAAGACCAAUGUCAAAGCCAUUGAUGCAGAUGCUUCUGAUGAUGAAAUGUCUGAUUCAGAAGAACUUGGCUCAUUUGUGCGGAAUGAAAAGGUUUCUUCAGAUGAUAUUGGUCAAGAGUCAUUUAUGAACGUGUUGUCUGCAUUGAUUGUGAGUGAGGAGUUUCAAGGCAUAGUUUCAUCUGAAGCCGGAGACAGUAUAAUUUCUGGUGGUGACUCGCUUGGGGCUCCAGUACCUUCUAAGGCAGAUAGUAGUAAUGGGUCUGAAAGCAACGCAGAUGUAUCAGAUUCGGAUUUGUUAGUUGACAAUUCUGGUAGAGGGACUGGCGGUGAUGGAGGAUUAGCAUUACUGUGGUUCGGUAUAAUCACGGGUAUAUUGGUUCUUGUUGCUAUCAACAUGGAAGGCACACGUUUCUUCAACCCGUAAUAUAGUGCUAUACAGCUCGCUGGAGAUUUCUGUUGCAAGUUUGGUUGUCAUCUCUUCCCAACCUUAGAUAUGGCUUACAACGAGAUCUCAGUUUUGCAAUUUAAUUAUUAUUUGUUGUAUGUAAAUAGCCAUUAGAAGAGGGAUACUUACUAGAGGCAGGAAGGGUUAUUCACUUAUUCUGUCCAAGCUCUUACUGUGUACACUUGUAGUUGGUAUACAUGAAAAAUAAAGAGAGAGAAAUCUGUAUAUUUUGACCAAAAAAAAAGAAGAGGAAAUUCUGCAACUAAUGUUCUGUAUAUCUUGGCUACAAAUAAUGUUCUGGCAGGGAAAAAAGACUUGUUUCUGCAA